This is a messenger RNA of Drosophila sulfurigaster albostrigata, 961 nucleotides long. Its product is annotated as collagenase-like. Lineage: Eukaryota; Metazoa; Arthropoda; Insecta; Diptera; Drosophilidae. The record is from RefSeq and is a predicted model, not a curated record. Gene Ontology annotation, molecular function: serine-type endopeptidase activity. Bases 148 to 927 code for a protein of 259 amino acids. Gene Ontology annotation, biological process: proteolysis. The transcript has 2 exons.
GGGAAUGUGGGACACAAUUAGUAAAAAAUUGCAAAACCAAAUAAAAAUGAGAUUAAUUGUAAUUUAAGCGAUAAAAACCCGCACCUGUUAUACUCUAAAAGGCGUUCGUGAAAUUAUGUAUGCUCAUGGACUUCAGAACCUUUCAACAUGAAGGUGCUCCUAGUAUUUGCUUUGACCCUGGUCAUCGUCUCGCUGGUUUCAACGGCAUCGUUUCUUCAGGAACAAGCCGAGAAUGUUGGCAUUAUCAACGGACAUGACGCUUCGCCCGGUCAGUUUCCCUAUCAAGUAAAACUAUCUAUCAAGGAAGGCAAAAAAUAUUUCCAAUGCAGUGGUUCGUUGAUUAGCCACAAUUGGGUCCUGACUGCCGCCCACUGCACGAACGGUUCCGAUUCUGUCGAAGUGUUCUUGGGAGGCAUUGAAAGUUCUGAUUUCCGGGCGAAUUUCUCAAUCAAACCAAAAUACAUAAUCAUUCACGAAGAUUGGGAUAGGGAUGAUUUAAACGACAUCUCACUUAUCAGGAUUCCAUACAUUAAAUACUCAGAAUACAUUAAACCUGUCAAUCUACCGAAAAUUCAGCGAUACUAUAAGACUUACGUUGGUUUUAAGGCUAUUGCUACCGGCUGGGGAGUUACAUCGAUUGCUUCUAACUCAAGCUCCGAAAUACUUCAGUACGGUACAGUAAAGAUCGUUAACAACAAAAAAUGCAACGAUACUUUUGACAACAUUACGUCUUCCCAAAUGUGCACUUUCGCCUCGAAAAUAUCUCUUUGCUUCGGCGACUCCGGUGGCCCAUUGGUGAUAUUGCCCAGCAAGGUCCAGGUCGGAAUAACGUCCUUCAACGUUGUAGGUUGCUUAAGCCCCAAUGUCUUCACCCGCGUAACUAGUUUCCUCAAAUGGAUCAAGCGCCAUACCGGUCUGCCGUUGUAAUCUGAUAACAAAUCAAAAUGUUCAAAUUAGUAUA